UGAGCGUCUGUUUCUUGGUUGGCGGCAGCUGUGGGGGCCCCCGGAACAUCUGGGUUUGUAGGGAGCGAGCUCCCCCCUCCUCAUUGCACCCCACAUGCUCAGGGUCUUCAAAGACGCCUUUUCUCGGAUGCACGCCCCUCCCUCGCAGCCACCCUAGAGUGAACAGAUUGGAAGAUUCGCUGUUGCAUCCAUGGCUGCUGCACUAGCUUCACCCACAGUCGCCUCUCACGUACCCUUUGCAGAUUUGUGUUCAACUUUGGAACGAAUACAGAAAUCCAAAGGACGUGCAGAAAAGAUUAAACACUACAAAGAGUUUUUAGAUUCUUGGAGGAAGUUUCAUGAUGCCCUUCAUAAACAUCAGAAAGAUGUCACAGACUCUUUUUAUCCAGCAAUGAGACUUAUUCUUCCCCAGCUAGAAAGAGAGAGAAUGGCCUAUGGCAUCAAAGAAACGAUGCUUGCUAAGCUCUAUAUUGAACUACUUAAUUUACCCAAAGAAGGAAAGGAUGCCCAGAAACUUUUAAAUUAUAGAACACCUACUGGAACUCGUGGAGAUGCAGGAGACUUUGCCAUGAUUGCUUACUUUGUGUUGAAACCAAGAUGCUUGCAGAAGGGAAGUUUGACCAUCCAGCAGGUCAACAGCAUUCUGGACUCAGUCGCCAGCAAUAAUUCCGCCAAGAGGAAGGACCUUAUGAAGAAGAGUCUUCUCCAGUUUAUUACUCAGAGUUCCGCACUUGAACAGAAGUGGCUCAUACGGAUGAUUGUAAAAGACUUAAAACUUGGCAUCAGUCAUCAGACUAUUUUUUCUGUCUUUCAUCGUGAUGCUCCCGAGCUUCACAAUGUCACCACAGAUCUGGAGAAAGUCUGUCGACAACUGCAUGAUCCAUCCAUUGGGCUCAGUGAUAUUUCUAUCUGUUUAUUCUCUCCCUUUAAACCAAUGCUGGCCGCCAUAGCAGAUAUCGAACGUAUUGAGAAGGACAUGAAACACCAAAGUUUCUACAUUGAGACCAAGCUGGAUGGUGAGCGUAUGCAGAUGCACAAAGAUGGGGAUAUCUAUGAGUAUUUCUCCCGAAAUGGCUUUAACUAUACUUCUCAGUUUGGUGCUUCUCCUCAAGAGGGUUCUCUUACCCCAUUCAUUCAUGAGGCUUUCCAAAAAGAUCAGCAAGUCUGCAUCCUGGAUGGUGAGAUGAUGGCCUACAACCCUAACACACACACUUUCAUGCAAAAGGGAAACAAGUUUGAUAUUAAAAGAAUGGUGGAGGAGUCUGACCUGCAGACUUGCUUCUGUGUUUUUGAUGUUUUGAUGGUCAAUAAUAAGAAGCUCGCACAUGAGACCUUGAAGAAGAGGUAUGAAAUCCUGAGUAGUGUUUUUACACCCAUCCCAGGUCGAAUAGAACUAGUGCAGAAAACACAAGCUCACACCAAGAAUGAGGUCAUCAAUGCUUUGAAUGAAGCCAUCGAUAAAAGAGAAGAGGGAAUCAUGGUAAAGCAUCCCUUCUCCAUUUACAAGCCUGACAAGAGAGGUGAAGGAUGGUUGAAGAUUAAACCCGAGUAUGUAACAGGAUUGAUGGAUGAACUAGAUGUCUUACUUGUUGGGGGAUAUUGGGGGAAAGGUUCCCGAGGUGGAAUGAUGUCCCAUUUCUUGUGUGCUGUGGCAGAGAAGCCACCUCUAGGGGAGAAGCCAUCUGUGUUUCAUACCCUAUGCCGUGUGGGCUCAGGUUACACCAUGAAAGAACUAUAUGACUUGGGUUUGAAAUUGGCCAAGCAUUGGAAGCCCUUUCACAAAAGAGCCCCUCCCAGUAGCAUUUUAUGUGGGACUGAGAAGCCAGAAGUCUAUAUUGAGCCGUGCAACUCUGUCAUUGUUCAGAUUAAGGCUGCAGAGAUCGUCCCCAGUGACAUGUAUAAGACAGGCUGCACGCUGCGCUUCCCACGGAUUGAAAAGAUCAGAGAGGACAAAGAGUGGUAUGAAUGUAUGACACUGGAGGACAUGGAGCAGCUUCGGGGGAAGGCGUCUGGAAAGCUCGCCUCCAAGCACUUGUAUAUCACUGGCAAUGAUGAACCCCAAGAAAAAAAGAGGAAAGUUGUCCCGAAGGUGAAGAAAGCCAUUGGUAUCAUGGAGCACUUCAAAGCCCCUAACCUUUCCAGUGUAAACAAAGUCUCCAAUGUAUUCGAAGAUGUGGAAUUUUGUGUUAUGAGCGGUCUAGACAGCCACCCCAAGCCUGUCCUGGAGAACAAAAUUGCAGAAUUUGGAGGUUACAUAGUACAGAAUCCAGGCCCAGACACAUAUUGUGUCGUCGCCGGGUCUGAGAACAUCCGAGUGAAAAACAUCAUUUCUUCAGACAAGCAUGAUGUGGUCAAGCCUGAUUGGCUUCUGGAGUGUUUUGAAAACCAGAGCUGUGUGCCCUGGCAGCCUCGCCACAUGAUCCACAUGUGCCCGUCCACCAAGCAGCAUUUUGCUUGCGAAUAUGACAGCUACGGGGACAGUUACUUUGUCGACACAGACCUGGAGCAACUAAAGGAAGUGUUUUCAGGAAUUCAACAGUCCAGUGGACAAACUCCAAAGGAAAUGGCCUCCGUGAUUGCUGAUCUAGAGUAUCGGUAUUCCUGGGACCACUCCCCGCUGAAUAUGUUUCGCCUUCUUACCGUUUAUGUGGACCUGUAUCAGGUCAUUAGCGACUCGAGCACCCAAGUCGAGGGCACGAGGUUAGCCAUCACUGCCCUGGAGCUUCGAUUUCGUGGGGCCCAAGUGGUUUCUUCUUUAGCUGAAGGCGUGUCACACGUAAUCAUUGGGGAGGACCAUAGCCGAGUUGUUGAUUUUAAAGCGUAUCGGAGAACUCUUAAGAGAAAGUUCAAAAUUCUGCGAGAAGAUUGGGUCAUUGAUUCCAUCAAUAAGUGUGAGUUACAGGAGGAAAACCAGUAUCUGGUCUGAUGGUCGUUUCUGUGCAUGAGCAAAGCCUGUGUGCUGGAAGGAUCAUUGCAUCAAAGAAUGAUGAAACCAAAGCUCCUUUUAUUCCUGCAGUCUGUGCUCACACAGUUUUAACUGCGGGGACAAUCCUCAUUUUAAAAGAUUGGAAAGUUAUGGAAUGGCUGAAAGUCAAGAAGCAACUUUUUUAGACAGCAUGGUGUUUGAUGAUUUUUUAAAAAAUAGCUAAUUAAAAUGAAGUUGCUAGAAGAGUUUUCUAUAUGAUAUCUCUGUAGAAGCAUAGACUUUGACUUGGCAUUAGUAAAAUAUAUUUAAAGGUAGAGCUAAAGGUUUAAAAUUUUGUACAAGUAAAAAGCAUUGUAAGUAAAUGUCAGAUUGUGAUUGGAUUUAUAAAAAUCUCAACUUGAAGGCUAAA
Molecule: messenger RNA, 3335 nt
Organism: Suncus etruscus (white-toothed pygmy shrew)
Lineage: Eukaryota; Metazoa; Chordata; Mammalia; Eulipotyphla; Soricidae
Gene: LIG4
Product: DNA ligase 4
Exons: 2
Coding region: 191-2926 (911 amino acids)
Biological process (GO): immunoglobulin V(D)J recombination; DNA biosynthetic process; double-strand break repair via nonhomologous end joining
Cellular component (GO): DNA ligase IV complex; DNA-dependent protein kinase-DNA ligase 4 complex
Molecular function (GO): DNA binding; ATP binding; DNA ligase (ATP) activity
Source: RefSeq, a predicted model, not a curated record